AUAGAACAGCUGGUAACCAAACAAGUUGGCACUAUGCGGUCAAACUGACACUGCAAACAAUGCGAACGAUUUAUAAACGGCGGUCAUCGCGCAGCUCAACAUAGUCUACGAAUUGCCCCUUCCAAAUGUGCCGCCUACUUCUUGCUCUCCUCGUUCUCGUUGCAGUCACGUUAGCUCAGAGACAAGAUUUGCUAUCACACGCUGUCGGCCCAUGCAUCAACGGGCGGUGCCAACCAGGACACUCUUGCUACUUCGACGAAUGCAUCCCCAGCUCACUCAUGCCGCGCAGCAGAGCAAAGCGAAACUUUGAGACACCGGCUCUAAGUGCGGGCAAAUGUGUCAACGGUAUGUGUCCAGCCGGUUAUGUAUGCACUGAGACGAACUGCAUAAGAGCUUGAGGAAAUACGGAGCGCUUACGUCCAUUAUGG
Cylicocyclus nassatus is the source of this 428-nucleotide messenger RNA. The record is from the annotation of a GenBank genome assembly. NCBI's taxonomy places the organism in Eukaryota, Metazoa, Nematoda, Chromadorea, Rhabditida, Strongylidae.